This is a messenger RNA of Rubroshorea leprosula, 717 nucleotides long. The record is from the annotation of a GenBank genome assembly. Lineage: Eukaryota; Viridiplantae; Streptophyta; Magnoliopsida; Malvales; Dipterocarpaceae.
GUGAGGAUAAGAUGGGAAGAUCAUAUCAAUUUCAUUAAACAUGAAGCGAGAAGUUCCUGCGGAAGUAAGAAAUGGGAGCUUUUGGGCUUUGCAAAGGAAAGGCAAGAAGGCGAAGGCAUCCUUUGAACCGAUGGCGUCUUCUCUGAGCACACAAUCUUCAAUUCCAUUGGCUUAUUUUGAGGAUAAAAGCAAUCUUGAAUGGGAUUAUGGAGGACCGGAUCGAUCAUGCAAGUGUGGCAUCUUUACUCCAGGAUAAAUUGCUUGGAAUAAUGGGAUUUUCUAUCCAGGAUGUUUGAUUUGGUGGAUGACAGGUCCUUGCAUCCGAUUAUAUUGUCAGGAUCGACCGAAGAGAGUUUCGUUGUGUGGGAUCUGGUGGAGUUUGCUAGGCUGAUACUUCCUUAGAAUUUCAAACAUAACAAAAUUUCCAAUGUUGUUUGUCAACUUAAUACUUUUGUGGGUAUUGCGGUAACACAAAUUGCAUAAAAAUGGCUGUGUCAUCUCUACCUGCAUUGUGCUUCUUGUAUUAUUGUUGCUUUUCUUCUUGUUUUGUUCACAUUAUUUUCCCUUUUUUUUUUGUUUUCAUGUUUUUCUGUAGUUCUUAUCUUUUUCAUUUCUGGUUAGUUUGGGAACAUGAAUUUGGUGAAAUGUAUUUGAAUUUCAACCUUCUAAAUUCAAUAUCACUAUUUGUUUUUACUUAAAUAAAAAGUAAUUGAAUUU